GAACUUACUUCUUCACAUAUGACAACGUGGAGGAGUUCCCUCCCUCCCUCUCUAACUCGAAUCAGUUUUUACAAGCUGUUGCAUGCAGCUUCCUCCACAACGCGUGGGUGAAAGCAGAAGGAAGAUGAGGGGAGAGGAGAGGUGGGAACUGCAGCUGCCUCACCGGGAAUGAAGGCGCAAGAAUGUCCUGUGAGACGGUGUGGAGGACCCGCCACUUUUACGCACGCGAGAAGAAGCUGAUUUAGAUUUGGAUCUUGGCUUUUAGAGGCAAUUUUUGUUUUGUGCGGAGAUUGAAAAGUUUGACUCAGAAAGUUGUCUUCCAAAAAAGCAGCAGAGAUGAGACCGAAGAGCCCGACAAGGUGGAUACUCCGAGGCUGGAUGACGUGCGUCCUGAUCAGCUUUUACGCACAGAGCGCCGUCUCCAAAGCCGUCCAGUGUGGUGAAACAGAAUACUUAAAGGGCUCCAAAUGCUGCAAGAAGUGUGAACCAGGCCGCCGAGUGUUUUCUGACUGCACCGAUUCCCAUCAGACAAAGUGCAGCAAAUGUCCCUUUGGUGAAUAUCAGCCCGGCUGGACUGAUUUAGAGUACUGUAUUAAGCAGAAGUACUGUGACCCAGGUAAAGGGUUUAUGACGAGGCCAGAGAACCCUUUAGCAGAGGAGCCGUGCCGCUGCCUCCCCGGCCGUCAAUGCUAUCCCAUCAACUGUGAGUACUGUGAGAAGAUCCCCAUCUGCGGUGCUGGAAAGGGACUGGAGGUGGACCAUGAGUCGACUCAUGGGAGGAAGAUCUGCGUUGAAUGUAAGAAGGGCUUCUAUUCUGACAACAGUGAGGAUCAGUGCAAACCAUGGACCAGUUGUAAGGCGCAGGGUAGGCGUGAAAUCCAACCCGGCAGCGCUCAAGCUGAUGCCGUGUGUGGACCACAAAUCUCUGUAGCAGAACCGUCCUGGGUUAUCGUGUCUGUGCUUUCAGUCAUCACUGUCCUGUGUCUCCUCAUCCUGCUCCUCUUCUGCUACAAGGACAAAUUGAAGCUGCUCUCUGUGAAUCUGCGAUCCUGUGUCCAGAAUCUGAAAAGAACAAGAAUACAACAGGAGACCUUGGACCCUCUCCACUACAGCGGAGCAGGAGGAGGAAUAGGAGUCGGCCCUGGAGGCCCCAAAUGUACGCCAUGUGAGAUCACCAAACUCAUCCGCCAAGCACCCCAGAGCCCCGCUGAUGAGCCUCUGUGCACCUUCCCCACUGCUGUCCCUGAAGUGAAGGUGUUGCUCCCCCCCACAGAGGAAGGAGUGACUAAAAGUAAGGCGGUGAUGGAGGAGCAGAGUGAAGGCUCCGGAGAACCUGAGGAGGUGUCAGAAGACGAGGAGGUCACAAGUGUGUCUCCUCUCCUGGCUGGCUCUUGCGUGUGUGUCGCUCCUGUACGGGAGCCUUUGGAAGUAGGGGAGAAUGAGGACUGUAGCCAGGCGGUCAGUUCAGGGACUCAAGGGACCUGCUCAUGUGGAGUACAGGACGGAGACGAAGGAGGGAAAGAGGAGAGAAAUGAGAGCGUGAGGGGAGAAAAGGGGGAUGGAAAUCAAGAAAAGAUGGUUUCAUCCAAAAGUGAGACAGGUGUUGCAUCUCUGGUCUCCCUUUCCCCUCCUCUCCUCCUUACCUCUUCUGUAACCCCUCCUUCCAGUCCUGAGCUCUGCCUGCCUUUGUCUCAGGCUCAGGUGAGACCAGAUCUCCAACCUCACCUGACAGACAGAUCCCAGGUAAAACAGGAGGAUUUGUACAGACUGACAAGCACAGACUCGGCCUCAACAGAGAACAGUACCACCUCCACGGUGACCUCGGUUAGCCCUCUGAUGACCUCGUCGUCUGUUGGAGAUCUCUACAAGGACAGACUGGCCGAGACCUCCAGCCCAGAGCAGAGCCAGGGGCUUUCCUGGGGGGACAGCAGGGGGAACAAGCUGUCUUCUGUGGAGUCGGGACUUGAUUGUUCCCCUGAGAGUCUCCAUAGUCAGCUGGCUGAACCAACUCUUACCUCAGGUCAGGUGUCCGGAAACAACAACACCACCUUCAUCUCCAGCGGUCAGGUGAUGAACUUCAGCGGGGACGUCAUCGUCGUCUACGUUAGCCAAACGUCUAACGGCGAUGGGACGGAGCAGGACGACGCUUUUGGAAGCCCCGUGCAGGAAGAGGCCAAUGAGACGGCCCCGUUUUUUCAGAGCAGCCUGAGGCCACAAGGGGACUCAUAUUCCCAUAGGACCUUGCAAGAGGAGACGAUGCCGAUCCAGGAAGCCAUGGUAGAGCGGCAGCUCGGAAAGUGAAAAGUGAACAAUGGCUGUUAAUUUAUCAGUACAGUGACAAUGCAAAUACGACCUCUGAUCAUUUCUUCAUCUUUAAUGAGUCUCUUUGAACACCAUCAAACAAGCUUUCCAUGCAGGUAUAGAUACUUCAAAGCUUUAAAUCAGUAGGAGCUGGUCAGUCAGGUGGCCAAGAAGAGCAUUUUUAUGGAUAUGAGACUGCCAGUGGAUGCCUUCAUCUUUCCUCAGGCAACACUAACGUGCCUUUUGUCUUUUUCCAGUAGAAAAUUUGAGGUUUUUAAAUGGAAUUUCCCUCCAUUCCAGACAAUAAUGGGGAAUUUUGUUGGGAAUUGGAUGUGGAGCGAGACUUCAGACUGGAAGAAUGUCACGUUUUUUUUUAUUGUUGAGUGGAUGUUACCGUGGGGCAACAACAGAGGAGUUACUACAAUUUUCAUGCCUCAUCUGUCAUCAUUAAACAACCCAAGUUAGCGUCUGUAGCCUUCUAGUUUUGAAGCCAAUCUAAAUUUGACAUUUGGAUGAGUCUGAGAGUUUCCUAACAUAACAAAAAUAUCCACCAUGUGGAAAUAAUUGUGUUAGGGCUCACAGAUUUAAGCCUUGAAAGUAAACAUUUUUCUGGUAGAAAAUUCGAUCAAUUUGCAACAAGCUGUCAGGAGAGAAAUGUUGUUUUUUAGAGUUAAAUCGUAAUGAAUUCAAAACAUUUCACUAAGUCAGUUUUCAUUCUUACUGGUUUGCAGGGUUUAAUAAAAGCUAUUUAACAAUAAGUCGACACAUCCAGUUUUGGAACGAUGCUUUCUUUUCUCAUGUAUUUAGAUUGUUUUUCUCAUUGCACGUCAAAGUGCAGUUUGUCUGUAAGAAAAAUGCUAUGCAUUUGAUAAGCUAUUUUAUUUUGAUUUGUUCUGUCUCAUUUUGUUUUCUGGUGUACGCCUGAAUGAAGAAGAGUAAAAUGUCAGCCUGUUUAUAUUAAGUUUAAAUAAUUUUACAAAGUGGAUUGUUUAAGUUUUAUUUCAGAAGAUGCAUAUGUGAUCAUUAUGUGUAUAGAAUUCAAAGAAGAUGAUGUUUUUUGAAACAUGAAUGAUAUUAUUUUGUUCUUCCUGUCAUUUGUUGGAGGUGGAGCCAUUAACAGCAGCAGAGACACCGUAUAGGAGUAAAAAGGGACUGUUUAGUUACCGCCUCACCACAUGUACGGAGCCUUUAAAUAAUCGUGUACAUAUCAAUCAAAGCUGUUGCAAUGAAUGACUGAAAGAAUAUUGUGAUUUGAAUUAAAUAUGUUUUGGAUCUAA
Notolabrus celidotus (New Zealand spotty) is the source of this 3578-nucleotide messenger RNA. It is a transcript of the gene tnfrsf11a, whose product is annotated as tumor necrosis factor receptor superfamily, member 11a, NFKB activator. Gene Ontology annotation, cellular component: external side of plasma membrane. Gene Ontology annotation, biological process: multinuclear osteoclast differentiation; ossification; positive regulation of bone resorption. The coding region runs from base 337 to 2301 and encodes 654 amino acids. NCBI's taxonomy places the organism in Eukaryota, Metazoa, Chordata, Actinopteri, Labriformes, Labridae. The transcript is spliced from 10 exons. The record is from RefSeq and is a predicted model, not a curated record. Gene Ontology annotation, molecular function: cytokine binding; tumor necrosis factor receptor activity.